AUGUGCCGGACGCUGACGGACGCCGUGUACCUUUUGGACACCAUCACGGGCGUCGAUCCGAACGAUGCGUACACCAACGGACAAAUCGUGCCCGCGGGCGGCUUCACACAGUUCCUCAAGACGACGGGCCUGCAAGGCAAGAAGAUUGCGUUCAACCCCCUCAACCCCAAUACCACAGACCCGGUUCUCCUUGCGGGCUACAACGCCGUCCCUGACAUCCUCAGGGCUCAGGGCGCCACCGUGGACGUGCUUUCGUUUCCGUUCAGCAUCCCCGGAACCACCGGACUGAGCACCAGCUCGAUCCUUCCGACGGACUUCAAAGUGGACAUCAACAAGUUCCUCUCCGAGCUGACGUGGAGGCCUGGCUACACCGUCCAGACUUCUCUCGCGGAUAUGAUUCAGUUCAACAAGGACAACUAUCUGCUCGAGUUCCAGGGCGGUACGUGCUGCCGCGGCCAGCCCGCCUACGGCAACUUCUUCCAGCAGACCUGGGAACAGGCGCAGAACACCACCGGGUUUGACUCGGCCCCCUACCUUAGCUCCAAGCAGAACGCAUCAGCGAUCGCGGCUGCCAUCACUACGUUCUUCAACAGCAACGGCUACGACGCUAUUACCUCCACCGGGGGGUUCACCGGUACCUUUGCCACCGCCCAGUUUCCGAGCAUCACAAUCCCCGGGCUCAAGACCAGCCUUGGGGCGCCAACCGGGGUCAUCUUCCACGGGUUGAAGUAUACGGAGGCAAAGCUUAUCGAGAUCGCUUAUGCAUACGAGCAGGCCAAGCCCUUCCCGCGCCCGCUCCCGACCUAUUGCAACGCCGCCAGUUGCUAA
This is a messenger RNA of Klebsormidium nitens, 828 nucleotides long. Lineage: Eukaryota; Viridiplantae; Streptophyta; Klebsormidiophyceae; Klebsormidiales; Klebsormidiaceae. The record is from the annotation of a GenBank genome assembly.